Molecule: messenger RNA, 3109 nt
Organism: Nematostella vectensis (starlet sea anemone)
Lineage: Eukaryota; Metazoa; Cnidaria; Anthozoa; Actiniaria; Edwardsiidae
Exons: 7
Coding region: 374-1723 (449 amino acids)
Biological process (GO): cell surface receptor signaling pathway
Cellular component (GO): membrane
Molecular function (GO): transmembrane signaling receptor activity
Source: RefSeq, a predicted model, not a curated record
GGAACGCCUGGCUUAUAGGAGCUGUUGGUGGACCCUGUUGGAAUGUGAUGCGUUCUUUCUUGAGAGAUUUUCCACACCAUAUUUCCCUGUAUGAUUUCCUCAGUUGAAUAUCGACACUUUUUAAGGUGCAGUUUUGGUAUCUGGAAUUUAUUUUUUUAUCAAGUUUUAAUAUAAAAUCAUUUUGUGUUUAUUGUCACGACCUUGUUAUUGGGCUUCCGCCCUAAGUUGAUCUUUGAACGCAAUUGAAAACUCGUUAACGCAAAUAUCUUUCUAAGCAACGAUUACUGUCAAACAACAAAGUCAAGAAAACAGUCAAGCUGCUUGUGUUAUUUGAGGUAACUUGGAUCUUUUGAUCAAGUAAGAGACGUUAAUAAUGAGCAUCCAAAACCAAGUGCAGUCAGACACCGAGACAUCGCUAACAUCUAACACUAGCGAUCAUAUUCACGACGAAGAGCCGCCAGCUAUUAUUGUAGGAUUCAAGAACCCACUGCUUGCAUCUGUUAUAACUACUUUAUGUCUGAUUAUCAUCUGGGCCGUCGCUUUGCUGCCAUUGUACUUUUACUUAUCGCCUCUGCCUUCGCCCGCAGAAGGACCGGCCACGAAUUCCAGCAAUUUGACUUUACCUCACUAUCCAUGCAACGCGCCACUCAUCUUGAAUCCAGUAACACAUUUGUGCACUCUGCCUUGUGGUUGGAGGAUGUUCACGCCCCUGCAAGCCAAGGCUGGGAACAUCGUGGACAACAUCUCCCUUGUUGUCAGUCUACUGGGAUUUCUUUUUAUCUUUGCAACAUGGAUGGCCAUCAAGCAACUGCGCAUGUUCCCUCACAUAAUCCCGCUGUAUAUACAGUGCCUUUCCUCUAUAAUUUCUUUUGUGAUCGUUGUUGGUAAUGGUAUGGGUCAAGAGAAGUCAUUUUGCACGGAUGAGUUCUAUCCAGUUCCUGAAAAGCGCCAGACUUCUUUCUGCACAGCCCAGGGCCUCAUCAUACAGUACCUGUCCAAUGUUCUUGCUCUUUGGUUCGUUGUCUACAGUUUCACUUUGUUAAAGAUGAUCAACUCAAAUACCAUCAACCCACGUCAAAACACACAAACACCCCACCUUUUGUACUCUGCAAUUUGCUGGCUUCUUCCUAUCAUUUCUGUUGCCAUGGUUUUGAGCAAGGACAAGUAUGCUCCGUUUAUUAUGCGCAUUUGUGCACCAAGUAAUAGCAAGUAUGCCUACUUCACCAACAGUGCCAUCACCCAGCUGGCGCAGGGCGUUGGCUGUACCUGUCUCUUCUUUGUUGUCUACAAGCUUUGUCAGAUGCGCAACCUAGAUGGGGUUGCCGGCAUCCAGGCCCAAAGCAGACGCAAGAACAUGGAUAAGAUUGCUAUCCGUCUGGUCUGCCUGAUGUUUGCCUACGCUAUGUGUGUCGCCCUGGUGUAUAUCCCGACAUGUGUUCAACUGAGACAUAAGAAUCUGUUGCAGUUUUAUGUCAAAAAAUAUGUCGCUUGCCUGAUGUUUGCUCAAAGUUCUGAUUUUUGCCCUAAAGAAUAUGAACAGUUCACCUUUGCAGACACCUGGAUAGCCUCCUAUCUUAGCUCUGCCUUGUUUGCCAUUUCAACUGUAAGUUUCCUGGCAUUUAACAAGCAGUCUCGUCAUCUGUGGGCACACUGGUGGAAUCUGAUAGUUCUGUGUUGCUGUCCACCAGAACAGGAAAUGAUUGAGGUCCAUAAGUCAGGCUAAUAAAAAUAUAUGACUUGUGCGACAACAGGCACGUACAGGGGAGGGGGGGGGGGGGGGUGCGCACAAAAAUAGGGUCAUUUCUUAUUAAGGAAUCUUUAAAUUCUUUGCUUUUUCCAUAUACCUAUGACUGCACACUCCCCCUUGGCCAAUCCUGGGAACGUGCCUGUAACAAUGUUGUUUGAACUGUUGUUUUAAACAAUGUUUUUAAGAAUACAACUUUCCUAGCAUUAUUUGAUACAGUAGAAUAGAGCAGUAUUGUUAUUGUAUGGUGGAUUAAAAAUUAAUCGUAAUUCAAGUAUAUUUAAUUCACUACUGAGCAUAGCGGUCAACACAACUUGGACAAACAUCUUGUUAAACUGGGUGAAAUACAGUAAAUAUGUGAAAAAACCCAAGAGAGCCAAUGCAGGUGUAUACAGAUGUUGUAUGAACAUUCUCACGAUAAUUAAGCUUUUAAUGAGGUCCAAAAUCUUGUGACACCUGCCUAAAUCAGGUGAAUCGAAAGCUAUGACCGAUAUCAUUAUCUCAUUUGCAUGGAUUUUAUAGCCACUUUGAAACCAUUAUGCAAAUUGCAUAAUUGCAUGGCGGACAGUCUCUUUUUAGCAUCUCUGUCAACCCCCAUUUUUUACCCUUAGCAAAAUAAACUAUGGGAAAGCAUCUAUUUUAAUAAACAAGUUUUAGAAAGCUUUAUUGCAAUAUUUGAUUGAAUUUUGAAAAAGAAAGUAUUCAAUAUAUUUCAAUAUUUCUCCAUAUAACUUGUUUUCCAAUAUUAAAUGAAAACAAUAUCAAAGGUUUUUCUGACUAACCUUAAGUAAGAACAUUGUGAAAUACAGAAACCCAAUGGGGCUUAGUCCCUGGGAGAAAAAAACAUUGAAGAGGAAAAUAAUUUUUGUCUGCUCAAUUUGUACUGUACAUGGAAUGCACACACAAUCAUAUAUUUUUUGCAUGUUACUUGGGGAACAGUACAAAUGUUUUUGUUAUUGCAAUGACAACCUACGAUUCCAAGUAGGUAUCAUUUAAUGAACAAAAUAAGCCCACAAAACACAACAAGCUGCUGCCUCCACUAAGACUUGUUUUCAAAUUAGCCGUCAGCAAGGCAGCUUAUACCACCAUGCCAGAAACUAUUGCUAGCACACAAAAACUUGUCUUGUCUACAUGGUUAUAGGUGGUCAAAUAAUUUUCAAAUGUGCUAUACAAGUUAACUGUACAAAUUAAUGAGCGGACAUGCCUUUUCAACUACUAGUAAUCAGUCUGUUUGAAAACCCUGACUAAAAACAGAACUGUAUAAAAAAAUUUUAACUAGAAGUUAUAGAGAUAAUAUUUAGAAAUCAAAUUUAACUAGAUUUUUAGAGAACAUAUUUAGAAAUAAAAGUGUUACAGCAAAGCAGA